This is a messenger RNA of Rotaria socialis, 789 nucleotides long. The record is from the annotation of a GenBank genome assembly. NCBI's taxonomy places the organism in Eukaryota, Metazoa, Rotifera, Eurotatoria, Philodinida, Philodinidae.
AUGCACACAAGAGAAAAUACAAACAUUGAUAUCAUAAAAAGGAAUGUUGAAGAUGGUCAACUUCAAAAUAAAACUAAUAAUUGUGUUUUGAUUAUCACCGGUUCGCUCAAUCCGAUUCAUCGUUCACAUAUAAAAAAUCUUCAGCUUGUUCGAAAUUGUCUUGAAAAGCAUACAUCACAGCCAAUGAAUGUCGUUGCUGCUUAUCUAUCGCCUACACAUGAUUCGUAUGUUCGCAGUAAACUGGGCAGCGUUCAUUUUAUUUCAGCUAAAGAUCGAAUCGAACUUUGCGAAAAAGCUAUUCAAUCGGACAACGAUGCGAAAAAUUGGAUUUCUGUAGCUAAAGGUGAAAGUCAAUGUAAUGGUUUCGUCGAUUUUGAUGAAGUGAGCGAAAGCUUAGCUCAAUUUCUUAACACUACGUUACAUUGUCAAGAAAAAUUCCUCGCACAUCCAUUAAAAGUUGUUUAUGUAUGUGGUUUGGAUCAUUUUAAUAAAUGUUCUUAUGUUGCACAAUUGGCAGAGCUCGAAAAUAUGGCUUGUGCUGUUAUUUAUCGGUGUGGCGUUGAUGACUACUUGAUAAAAAAAUCGCAUGUCAUACCUACUUUAUACUAUAUUCCAUUAGAAAAUGAACGUGAACACCUUGUUGACAUCAGUUCAACAGCGAUUCGAGAAGCGUUUUUGCAUCAUACCAAUGUAGACCUUGCUGAAUUUACAUAUCCAUGUGUUGUUGACUUUUUACAAAAAAAAUACAUCGCGAAAGAGGAUUUUUCAAGUUGUUCUAAGAAUGAUUAG